UUAGUAUAAAGAUAAAACGAUACACUUUGAAUAGCCGGUAUUGAGUGUAAGACGGACAUUCAACACGGGCACAUCACAUUUCAAAAGCUGCCAAAACAGAAUUAACAGACAAUUAAGACAAAUGACAGAGAACGUGAGUCUUGAUCGCAGUACACCGCAAGGUAAACAAAACUACGACAUUCUUAAGAAAACUUUAAUCGGAGAAGCUGCCAGCGAAAGCGAAGAAGGUCAAAGAGCUAUUUGCUGGGUUAUUUACAACCGUGUCAGAGGCAACAAAACCUACUGGUACGAUGCGUUCGAAGGCAACAACAUCGCUGGAGUCUGCUUGGCAGAGAACCAGUUUGAGUGUUGGAAUCCAGGAGAAGAGAGUGACGAUCUGAUCAAAAAUUUAAAUACGUCUUGGGCAAAGAAGAAAAUGGCUGAAAUUGACGAGUGGCUUCCAAGAGUUUUUGAAGAACAAAAUCCGAUCGGUGAAUGUGACCAUUACAACAAUCCGAAUAAAAAAAAAGACUGGAAAGAACUAAGCUGUAUAAACAAUCUUGAUUUUGUCAAAACAAUCGGAAAUCAUCAUUUUUACAGGACAAAACCAAAAUAGGCCUACCGCUAAUAAUUAGCAUGCACCAAAUACUCAAAUUUGGUCAUUUUUCUUGUUUUCUUCGUCGUCAUACUAUCUCAAACAGAAAAAUAAUACACGGCUGAUCUAUUUCA
Molecule: messenger RNA, 708 nt
Organism: Daphnia pulicaria
Lineage: Eukaryota; Metazoa; Arthropoda; Branchiopoda; Diplostraca; Daphniidae
Exons: 3
Coding region: 122-595 (157 amino acids)
Molecular function (GO): hydrolase activity
Source: RefSeq, a predicted model, not a curated record